Molecule: messenger RNA, 1755 nt
Organism: Penicillium antarcticum
Lineage: Eukaryota; Fungi; Ascomycota; Eurotiomycetes; Eurotiales; Aspergillaceae
Product: amino acid permease GAP1
Exons: 3
Coding region: 1-1755 (584 amino acids)
Biological process (GO): amino acid transmembrane transport
Cellular component (GO): membrane
Molecular function (GO): amino acid transmembrane transporter activity
Source: RefSeq, a predicted model, not a curated record
AUGGACGAGAAGAAAUUUGCGGAGCCUCAGACAAUCCAGACUGGAUCUGAUGCUCCCCCAUCCUAUGGCAGUUCAGAGCCCACUCGGGCUGGCAUGGGACAGCGCAUUUGGGAUAGUUUCAAGCGCGACCCUAACCACACCGUCUCUGGCCAUGCUGGCGCCGAUGGCUCUGGCUUCGAUAUCGAAACUGCCGCACAGAAUACAGCACACUCCCCUCUCCAGCGUCGGUUGAAGGGUCGUCACCUGCAGAUGAUUGCCAUUGGUGGUUCUAUUGGUACUGGUCUUUUCGUCGGUUCCGGAUCCGUCUUGGCGGCCGGUGGCCCUGCUUCAGUUUUGAUUGCUUAUAUUCUCAUCGGAUGCAUGCUUUACUGUACGGUGCAUGCUCUUGGUGAGAUGGCCGUCCUGUUCCCCGUUGCUGGUUCUUUCGCCCACUACUCAACUCGUUUCGUCGACCCUGCUUGGGGUUUCGCUAUGGGUUGGAACUACGCUCUACAAUGGCUUAUCGUCUUACCGCUGGAAAUCGUCGCUGCAUCUAUCACCGUUGAUUAUUGGAGCCCUGGUGUUUCCAAUGCCGCUUGGGUCGCCAUUUUCUGGGUUCUCAUCGUUUCGAUCAACAUGUUUGGUGUUCGUGGAUAUGGUGAAGCCGAAUUCGUCUUCUCUAUCAUCAAAGUUGUUGCUGUGCUUGGCUUCAUUAUUCUCGGAAUCAUUAUCAACUGCGGUGGUGGUCCGGAGGGUGGAUAUAUUGGUGCCAGAUUCUGGUACGACCCGGGUGCCUUCAACAACGGUUUCAAGGGUCUCUGCAGUGUCUUCGUCAACGCUGCCUUUGCCUUUGCCGGUACUGAGCUGGUCGGUCUGGCCGCUGCUGAGACUACCAACCCUCGCAAGUCUCUCCCCACCGCCGUUAAGCAGGUGUUCUGGCGUAUUGCUCUCUUCUACAUUGUCUCCCUCACCCUCGUCGGUCUUCUCGUUCCCUUCGAUGAGCCCAGACUUGUCAACGGUUCCUCCUCCGCCGACGCCCACGCUUCUCCCUUCGUCAUCGCCAUUGAGAAUGCCGGUAUCAAGGCUCUGCCUUCCAUCAUGAACGUCGUCAUCAUGAUUGCAGUUCUCUCCGUCGGUAACUCCUCCGUCUACGGAUCUUCUCGUACUCUUGCUGCCCUCGCCGAGCAGGGCCAGGCUCCCAAGUUCUUGGCCUACAUUGACCGCAAGGGUCGUCCUCUGCCCGCCAUCAUCAUCGCCUCCGCCCUUGGUCUGCUCUGCUUCCUUGCCGCUUCCGAUAAGCAGACUACCGCCUUCGCCUGGAUGAUGGCCAUCUCAGGUCUGUCCUCCAUCUUCACCUGGGGUUCCGUCUGCGGUGCCCACAUCUUGUUCCGUCGCGCCUGGAAGAAGCAGGGCCACUCCCUGGACGAGCUGGCCUUCCGCUCCCAGCCCGGUGUCAUCGGUUCCUGGAUCGGUCUCAUCUUCAACAUCCUGGUGUUGAUUGCCCAGUUCUGGGUUGGUUUCGCCCCUGUCGGCUAUGCCGACAUGACUACCAGCGAGCUUGUCUACAACUUCUUCUCGGUCUACCUGGCCGCCCCCGUCGUCAUAGCUUUCUACAUCCCUUACAAGUUCUGGUACAAGACCAAGUUCGUUCGCUCGCAUGAGGUUGACCUGGUCACCGGUCGUCGUGAGCUUGAUAUUCAGCAUCUUGUUGAGCAGGAGCGGGCUGAGCAGAAGGCUUGGCCCAAGUGGAAGAAGGUUUACAAGUUCUUCUGCUAG